This is a messenger RNA of Clunio marinus, 291 nucleotides long. The record is from the annotation of a GenBank genome assembly. NCBI's taxonomy places the organism in Eukaryota, Metazoa, Arthropoda, Insecta, Diptera, Chironomidae.
AUGACAACAGCAAAGAUCAUGUCACAUGUGCAUAUUAUUGAACUAUGCCUUGAUUGCUGUUCUUUUAUGACUUCUCAACAAAAUUUUGAAACUAUCGAAUCAGAAGCAAACAUUCUUUCAAAUUCAUUCAGGAAGCAUAAAGGAAAAGAAGAACAGAAAUGUGUCACACCAGACUUUCUGGCACUUCAUUUGGCUACGCAUAAUAAUAUUUCACCAUCUUCCAAUUAUCUCAACCAAUUUUCAAUGAAACUUAAAAAAAUCAUUUCAUGGAUGAACUCAACCCAAACAUGA